CCCGGGCGGGGUUUGUCAAAAGGGUCCAGGCGAGGUGUUGAUGACUUGUUAUAAACAUUUUUGUUUAACGUUUUGAUUGAGAUUAGAGAUUUUCUCAGGUCCUGUUGCAGUCAUGGCCAAACGCAGAAUAACACAGGAGACUUUUGACACAGUGGUCAGUGAAAACAUUGAGGAGUUUGAAAUGGAGGGAAAUGAAGCUUUGCAAGAGGCCAUCGAACAGUUUGAAUCUCAAGGUGUGGACCUCAGCAACAUUGUGAAGGAAGUGCCAAAAGUGUCUUCUGAAGAAAACGCAGAAGACCAAACUCACAAGGUUCUUCAGGCUUUAGAGUCACUCAAAUCUGCAGUGUCGUCGUCCACAUCCGUACUGGAGGAUCUGCGAGUGUUCACAGAGCAGUGCUCUCUCGACUUCGCUCGGAGAUACCUGGCGGCUCAAAAGGAGGCGUAUCCCACGAUCCUCACCUGCUGCCAGAGAGCCGGAGAGGAGAAGGAGUUGCUCUCGGUUGCGCUUGCCGCUCUGUCCGUGCUAACCGACGGCCAGCCGGACCUCCUGGACGUGGAAGGACGAGAGUUUUUGAUCGGUGCUUUAACGACGCACCAGUCGGACCCCGCUCUCACCUGCCAGUGCAUCCGUAUCGUUCGACACUUCUGUCUGAAACAUGAGAAUAACAGGCAGGCUUUUGUGAAGGCUGGUGCUUUGGCACUGCUCACCGGGAGCAUCACACGCCACAUUGAACAUCAUGAGGUCGUGAGGGAGGCCUGUGUCGCGCUGAGGGUCAUGACCUUUGACGACGAUGUGCGUGUGCCUUUUGGACAGGCUCAUGAACAUGCUAAGAUGAUCGUGUUGGAGCAGAACGGACUGAAAGUUAUCGUUGAAGCUGCUAAAGCCCACCCAGAGAACACGGCAGUGCUCAGUGAACUCUGUGCCACUCUCUCUCGUCUCGCUGUCAGAAAUGAGUUCUGUCAGGACAUCGUAGAGCUCGGAGGCUUGAAAUUCAUGAUAACACUCCUGGCUGACAGCUUAGAUUGUCAGGAGCUUGUGAAGCAGGUGCUCAGUGCAUUGAAGGCCAUCGCCGGAAAUGACGAUGUCAAAGAUGCCAUUGUCAAUAUGGGUGGGGCAGAACUGAUUGUCAUGGCGAUGAACCGACACAUGGCCAAUGCACAGGUGUGUGAACAGGGAUGUGCGGCACUGUGUGUACUCGCUCUACGUAAACCCAAUAACUGCAAAGUCAUCAUGGAGUGUGGGGGAGCGCUGGCGGCAAUGCAGGCCAUGAAGAAUCAUCCAGCUGAAGUCAAUGUGCAGAAACAGUCGUGUAUGUUGUUGAGGAACCUGGUCGCUCGCACACGUGACUUCACUCAGGCGAUACUAGAAAUGGGAGCCGAGGCGCUGAUAUCUAAGGCUCUAUCCACUCACAGGGACUGUGGCGAUGUGGGACGGGCCGCCCUACGAGAUCUCGGCUGCCAGGUUGAACUGCGAGAACUCUGGACGGGCAAGAAGGGAAGCCUGAGUCACUGAAUGAACUAUGAUGGCAAAUCUCUGCUUCAUCCAUGAAUUCACUAUUGAAUCAUAUGACGGCAUGACUUAACAAUGGAGGUCAUGCAAUUAAACAUCUCUUUCCAGUAGUAUUGAAGUACAUCUGCUGUCUGACUGUGUGCAUAUGAUGCAUUACAAGUUACAGUGUAUAUAUCUUUUAAUUCUUAGUUAGUAAAUAUUUUGUU
This is a messenger RNA of Xyrauchen texanus (razorback sucker), 1716 nucleotides long. RefSeq names its product armadillo repeat-containing protein 6-like. Gene Ontology annotation, molecular function: protein binding. Bases 113 to 1513 code for a protein of 466 amino acids. NCBI's taxonomy places the organism in Eukaryota, Metazoa, Chordata, Actinopteri, Cypriniformes, Catostomidae. The record is from RefSeq and is a predicted model, not a curated record. The transcript has 8 exons. Gene Ontology annotation, biological process: hematopoietic progenitor cell differentiation.